Molecule: messenger RNA, 441 nt
Organism: Nicrophorus vespilloides
Lineage: Eukaryota; Metazoa; Arthropoda; Insecta; Coleoptera; Silphidae
Product: histone H2B
Exons: 2
Coding region: 70-441 (123 amino acids)
Cellular component (GO): nucleosome
Molecular function (GO): structural constituent of chromatin; DNA binding; protein heterodimerization activity
Source: RefSeq, a predicted model, not a curated record
GAAAAUUGAACAGUUCGAUAUAAAAAUAGAGCGUUUAUUAUAAGUGUUGACAGAUUGACGUAAGAAAAGAUGUUACCAAAAACAAGUCCUAAAUCCAGCAAGAAAAUUGGUAAAGCUCAGAAGAAAAUCUCUAAGAACGAUAAUAAGAAGAAACGUAAGAGGAAGGAGAGCUACCUAAUUUAUAUAUACAAAGUACUUAAGCAAGUACACCCUGACACGGGAAUUUCCAGCAAGGCAAUGAGUAUAAUGAACAGUUUCGUUAACGAUAUCUUCGAGCGGAUUGCUGCCGAGGCAUCACGUCUAGCUCAAUAUAAUAAGCGAUCCACCAUAAGCAGCAGGGAAAUUCAAACAGCAGUGCGUCUCUUGCUACCGGGAGAACUCGCUAAACAUGCUGUUAGUGAAGGUACUAAAGCUGUUACUAAAUAUACAAGUUCCAAAUAA